AUGUCUAAUCAAUAUAAUUCGCCAACGAAGACGGAUGAUGAGUCAGAUGAAAUGGCUCGGUCGACUAGUGCGGUUCGUUUUCAAAUAGAAAAGGUUUCUGAUGAUGAUCAAAAUUCACAAAAAUUAUUAUGUGAUACAACAAUUCUUCCAACGAAUUUUUCAUCGUCAAGUCCAAGUGUAUCAAAAAAAAGAGUUUUACUUGGAGAUGAUGCCUGCGCACAUAAUAGCACUAUAUCAGAUAUAAAUCAAACAAUUGUCAUUAAUAAUACAAAUCAAGAAACAUACACUUACGAUACCAUAGAUACAUUACCGCAUAUUGAUCAUUAUAGAAAUUUAUUUUCAUUGACAUUAUCUGAACCGAAAACUCGACCGACACUUGAAGAAUUACAUGGAACUGCUAGUAUUCCAUCAAAAUAUAAACUAGCAUCAACUAUUGAUUUAAAUGGUGAAAUGCUUAGUUCAGUAGCAAUACCCAACGAGUCGCCAGCACAAACUGAAGUAAAACAAAAAAUUGAUAUUGUUAAAUUUGGAUGGAUUAUCGGAGUUCUUGUUCGUUGUGUACUGAAUAUAUUUGGUGUUAUGCUAUUUCUUCGACUAUCUUGGGUUACAGGUCAAGCUGGAAUAGGUUUAGCAUGUGUCAUUGUAUUGAUUUCAACGGUAGUGACUGUUGUAACAUCUUUAUCAAUGAGUGCUAUUUGUACUAAUGGCGAAGUUAAAGGUGGUGGAACGUAUUAUCUUAUUUCUCGUAGUCUUGGACCAGAGUUCGGUGGUGCUAUUGGUUUGAUUUUUUCAUUCGUUAAUGCAGUUGCUGCAGCUAUGUAUACAAUCGGUUUUGCUGAGACAGUUCGUGAUAUUCUUAAAGAACAUGGUGUUAAAAUAUUCGGAACUGUUGUAGACGGAGAGUCUGUCAAUGUUGUAAGAAUCAUCGGCUUCAUUACAAUGACAAUUAUUUUGGGUAUUGCUCUCAUUGGCAUGCGUGGUGAAACUAUUGUACAAAUAGUAUUGCUUGUUACAUUGUCUGCAUCAUUGUUGGACUUCUUUAUUGGAUCUUUAUUACCAACUACACCUUAUAAACGACGACAUGGUUUUGAAGGCUAUUCAUGGAAGGUGAUUAAAGAAAAUUUUGGACCAAGAUUUCAAAAUGGUGAAACAUUUCAAAGUGUCUUUGGUGUUUUUUUUCCAUCUGUAACGGGAAUUCUUGCUGGUGCAAAUAUUUCCGGAAAUUUAAAAAAUCCAUCGAAAGCUAUACCACUAGGUACAAACACCGCCAUAGCAAUUACCACAUCUGUUUAUCUUGCUUUUUGUAUUAUAUCGGGUUGUACAACUUACCGUGACGUUACUUUGGAUUUUUAUGAACGUCGAAAUGAAAGUGUAAUACAAAUCGUUAAUUGCUCAUUACAUAUGGAUGAUAGAAACUGUAAAUCAGGCUUAAUUUACAACUAUCAAACAAUGACAAUGAUAUCUGCAUUCGGUCCGAUUAUAACAGCUGGGAUAUUUGCUGCAACACUAUCAAGUGCUUUAGCAAGUCUUGUGAGUGCACCAAAAAUCUUUCAAGCUGUCUGUCGUGACAUGAUAUUUCCUCGUUUGAAAUAUUUUUCUGUUGGUAAUGGAAAAUCAGAUGAACCAAUACGAGCUUAUUUCCUCACAUAUUUUGUUGCUGUUGCAUUUACUGCUAUCGGCGAAUUAAAUAGAAUUGCACCAAUAAUUUCAAAUUUCUUUCUUAUGACUUAUGCAUUAGUUAACUAUGCAUGUUUCGAUGCAUCAUUAGCAAAAGCGAGUGGAUGGAGACCAGCUUUUCGCUAUUUUAAUAAAUGGUUAGCAUUAGUUGGAGCAUUACUUUGUGUUGGAGUGAUGUUUAUUAUUAAUUGGUGGGCAGCUUUAACAACAUUUGUUGUUAGUAGUGGUAUAUUUCUCUAUGUACGAACAACAAAACCAGAAAUUAAUUGGGGUUCAUCUGUUCAAGCUCAUACCUAUCGACGAGCACUUGAUGCAACGCAUAAAUUAGAUACUAUACAAGAGCACGUGAAGAAUUUUCGACCGCAAAUGUUAGUUUUAACUGGAAAUCCAAUGUAUCGUCCAGCACUAGUUGAUUUUUGUUCAUUAGUUACUCAUGGUCAUAGUUUAAUGAUUUGUGGUAAUGUUAGUUUGAAUGAUCCAACAGUCAAUAUUCAAUUCGAUCAAAAAGAUGAAGGUGAAACGUGGUUAAAAAAACGUGCAGCAAAAGCAUUUUAUCAGCCAAUUGUUGCGCCGACCGUUCGACAAGGAGCAAUAGCAUUAUUGCAAUGUGUUGGUGUAGGUAAAAUACGCCCGAAUGUAGUUGUUUUUGGUUUUAAAAAUGAUUGGCUGAUUAAAGCAGAUGUAGCUAUCGAUUAUUUUAAUAUAAUUCAUGAUGCGCUCCAUCUUAAAUAUGGCAUUGGAAUUUUAAGACUACAAUCCGGACUCGAUUUUAGUGACUUUUUCGGACCAGAUUUGCCUGAUGAUGAUGAUGAUGACGAUGAUGAAGCAGAUGCCGUAUCCUUCGGCUUUAGCCCAGUACGUACAUCAAAGUCUCCAGCUAAUAACAAUGGACGACGUCCAACCGAUGUUUUAACACUAAAAAAUACGAUUAUUAACGAAGGUGCUUUAUUAACCAUGAAUAUUUUUCAACCGAAGCAUGAUUCAUCAUCUAUUAUCGAUGUUUGGUGGCUAUUUGAUGAUGGCGGUUUAACACUCCUAUUACCCUAUUUAUUACGGCGUCGAAAACGUUGGCGUAAUAGUCAAUUUCGAAUCUUUUCAUGUGUGCCAGGUGAAAAAGGUGACGCUGAACGUCAAUAUGUUGCAAUGGUAUCAUUGUUAUCUAAAUUUCGAAUUAAAUAUACUGAUCUACAUGUUUUACAUGGUCUUAAUAAACAGCCCAAUGAGAAUGAAACACAAAAAUUCGAACAACUCUUACAAGCAUGGCAUCAAAAUAAUGAAAAUACAACGAUAGCCGAUGAUUCAUGGAGAAUCACAGAUACAGAAUUAGAAGUUAAUAAAGAAAAAAUUAAGCGAGGUCUUAAUUUACAUGAAUAUUUAGUAGAAUAUAGUUCACAAUCAUCAUUAAUUAUUGUUACAUUACCAAUUCCACGAAAACAGUCAAUAUCAGCUGGUCUUUAUCUUGCAUACUUAGAAGCGAUCAGCUACAAUUUACCUCCAUUAUUAUUCUUACGUGGCAAUCAAAAAAAUGUUCUUACAUAUUAUUCGUAA
Molecule: messenger RNA, 3225 nt
Organism: Rotaria socialis
Lineage: Eukaryota; Metazoa; Rotifera; Eurotatoria; Philodinida; Philodinidae
Source: the annotation of a GenBank genome assembly